CCAAUCCAAUAGAAGUAAUAUAAAAUAUGGAUUGACUGUAAAAUCCACAAAUUUACUAUCCACUAACUCCAUUUUAUGAAACUAAGUAUUCCACCAUCCUGAGAUUCAAAAUAUCCUGGUAUGCGUGCUCUCCGGUUUUAAGACAAACAAUACACAAGCCCCUUUACUUUCUAAUUCAACACUUGUCAGCAGCUUCCCUCCAGCAAGAUGACGGUGGCUCACGGGGACAAUGUUGAUGAGUUAGCUGCUCGCCCUGUCCAGAAUCAGGACCUCUACGGUCUCGAGCAAAAUCACGAAUGCUGUGAGCGGGUGGUUAUCAAUAUCUCGGGUCUUCGAUUUGAAACUCAGCUGAGGACCUUAGCACAGUUCCCUGACACUCUGCUGGGGGACCCCAAGAAGAGAAUGGGCUACUUUGAUCCCCUGAGGAAUGAAUAUUUCUUUGACAGGAACCGGCUGAGUUUUGAUGCCAUCCUAUAUUACUACCAGUCAGGAGGGCGGCUGCGCAGGCCCAUUAACGUGCCGCUGGACAUUUUUGCCGAGGAGAUACGUUUCUAUGAACUUGGAGAGGAGGCCAUGGAUAUGUUUAGAGAAGAUGAAGGUUUUAUCAAGGAAGAAGAGCGACCGCUACCAGAGAACGACUUCCAGCGGCAGAUGUGGCUACUCUUUGAGUACCCCGAGAGUUCAGGUCCAGCCCGCGUUAUUGCCAUCAUGUCUGUUAUGGUCAUCCUCAUCUCCAUUGUCAGCUUCUGUCUGGAAACACUCCCCGUCUUUAGAGAUGACAAAGAAAAUCCUGCUGGAAGGAGGCCAAAGUACACCAAUGAAACGACUCCCUAUCACACGCCAACCUUCGCUGAUCCCUUCUUCAUCGUUGAGACCCUCUGCAUCAUUUGGUUCUCCUUUGAGUUCCUGGUCAGGUUAUUUGCUUCUCCCAGCAAGCCCACCUUCUUUAGAAAUAUCAUGAACAUCAUUGACAUUGUGGCCAUAACUCCUUACUUCAUCACCCUGGGCACUGAAUUGGCUGAGCAACAGCAGCAACAGCAGCAGCAGGCAGGUAAUGAGCAGCAGCAAGGACAGCAGGCCAUGUCCUUGGCCAUCCUAAGGGUCAUCCGACUGGUCAGAGUCUUCAGAAUAUUCAAGCUAUCCAGGCACUCCAAGGGCCUACAGAUCCUGGGGCAGACUUUGAAGGCGAGCAUGAGGGAGCUGGGGCUCCUCAUCUUUUUCCUCUUCAUCGGAGUCAUCCUCUUCUCCAGCGCUGUCUACUUUGCUGAAGCCGAUGAGGCUGCCUCCUUCUUUGACAGCAUCCCCAACGCCUUUUGGUGGGCAGUGGUGUCCAUGACAACAGUGGGAUAUGGAGAUAUGUAUCCCAUAACUAUUGGGGGCAAGAUGGUGGGCUCCCUUUGUGCCAUCGCUGGGGUACUGACCAUCGCCCUCCCUGUCCCGGUCAUAGUCUCCAACUUUAACUACUUCUACCAUCGAGAGACAGAGAAUGAGGAGCAGGCCCAGUACCUGCACACUAGAAGCUGUGCCUCCAUUCCAUCCAUCACCGAUCUGAAGAAAAGUAAUAGCACGUCAAGCAUCUGCAAGUCAGAAUAUACCCAGGAAGGAAUGGGCGGACCUCGCCAUCCCCCUGAUCACAACCUUCUCAAUGACAAUUGCACUUUAUCAAAUCCCAACUUUGUGAACAUCACCAAGAUGCGGAGUGAUGUGUGAGCGCCUCAGACACUGGACUCAGCCCAGUGGCACCCUUCUUAGCGUCUCACUGUCAUUUAGUUUAUGGUUUGCUUUGUGUCUGAUGGUGUAGCUUCUAGUAUUCGUUUCAGAAUAUUAAGUAAUCACACAAUAACAAUGUCUUGUUCACCCUUCCCUAUAUUCCCAUCACAGUUCACUCGGGAAAUGUGCUAUUAAUUUUAGGGAAAACCUAAAUAAAUAGAAGAAUCCUGCAUGUGACAAUUAUAAUGAGUAUCUGCAAUUAGAGAGAACACAUUGAAUCUUUAACUGGAAUCACCUAAUUGAUAUUAUUGAUCUGAAUAUCACAUCUAAAGUAUGAAUAAUUAAUCAGUCUGCUUGUUUAUUACAUCCGAUCACUAAAGUUAAACAUGUCACACAUAAUCAAUGUUGUCUCGGUUAUUUAUUUAUUUGCCCAGGUAUUCUGUUGUCUUAUAUUUAACUCAGAAUAUCUUUCUUCUAUGGCCAGUUAGAGUUAAACAGAUGAGGAGAAAGAUUUAACCCUUAACUCACCCAAGAAGUCCAACUCUCCUUACCAUUACUGCAUUAUAUCUUUGAUAUGCUUAUCAGUAUAAUUCAGGGUCAGUUUGCCUCUAAACAACAGAUUGUAUGAAUCCUCAUAUUGAUACAUGGAAUGUAGAUGCAUAUAAUGAGAAACAGGUUUGUGACUCAUGAAAGUGAUUUCCUUUAGUGACAU
This is a messenger RNA of Leucoraja erinaceus (little skate), 2422 nucleotides long. Its product is annotated as potassium voltage-gated channel subfamily A member 2-like. The coding region runs from base 208 to 1710 and encodes 500 amino acids. Gene Ontology annotation, biological process: potassium ion transmembrane transport; protein homooligomerization. The transcript has a single exon. The record is from RefSeq and is a predicted model, not a curated record. Gene Ontology annotation, molecular function: delayed rectifier potassium channel activity; protein binding. Lineage: Eukaryota; Metazoa; Chordata; Chondrichthyes; Rajiformes; Rajidae. Gene Ontology annotation, cellular component: dendrite; axon terminus; voltage-gated potassium channel complex.